Molecule: messenger RNA, 1107 nt
Organism: Rotaria sp. Silwood1
Lineage: Eukaryota; Metazoa; Rotifera; Eurotatoria; Philodinida; Philodinidae
Source: the annotation of a GenBank genome assembly
AUGGGUCAGCGUAGUUCAUCGUCAGUAUUACCAUCGAUGCAGGAAACCAAAUCGACUUUGACUGUUAGUAUUGAUUACGAAAUCGAUUCUCCUCGAUUCUCUGUUCAUGAUGCUCAGAAAGUACAAGAAGGUAUUGAAUACUUAAACAAACAUGGCUUUGCAGUGUUUGCUGAUAUACUUUCGCCCGAUGAGAUUACUUCCAAUAUCGAUCUGUUCUGGAAGCAUUUGGAGAAUUUGCCUGUACCAUAUCAUAUUCAACGAGAUAAUGCGAAAACGUGGGACUUUUUAUGGCCUGGCAUAGCUCGUCUGGGAAUAAUGUCGAAUGACGGCAUCGGUCAUUCGCAAUUUAUGUGGUCCGUGCGAGGCAAUCCUAAUAUUAAAAAGAUUUUUUCUCAAAUUUGGCAGACAUCUGAGUUACUUGUCUCGUUUGAUGCUGCUGGCUGCUUUCGCGAUUGGCGUUUGAAUCCCACUUGGAAGACAACAAGUGGUUGGUAUCAUUGCGAUCAACAUCCGAUUCGAAAACCCAAUCGUUGCUCAAUUCAAGGUUUAGUAUCUCUAACUGAUGGCAAUGAAUUUACUGGUGGUCUUGUAAUUGUGCCUGAUUCACACAAUCACUUCGGCGAACUUCAAUCUCUUGUUAGCGCCAAGAAUCGACAAGACGAUUAUGUGGCCAUACCUUCUCAACACCCAUUACUUCAACAAUUAAAGCCCCAUCUAGUCAAAUGUAAAGCAGGUGAUCUCAUUGUGUGGGAUUCUCGAUGUAUUCACUGUAACACACCAGCUCUUGAUAUUAAUGAUGAGACAAAAGAGGAGAUGAACACGAAUGAGAAUAAAGCUCCUCGACUACUACGCAUUGUAACCUAUGUGUGCAUGGGUCCAACAGCAAUGGUUACAUCUGUUAAACUCGAAGAAUUUCGAAAGACUAGAGAGAAAUUUGUGAGAGAUAGAGUAGCAUGUACACACUGGCCACAUGAACUUAAUGCCUCAAGCCUUCCACAAUCUGAUGAGAAACAAGCACUGAAACUAAACGCAUAUCAACAAUCUCUAAUCGUCGGUACUAAUGUUGACGCUAAUGAUGCAACACUGGGAGCGGCAGUUGACAUAUGA